UUUCAGAAAUGCGAACUGAUCAUAAUCAGCUGUUGUUUCCAGAAGAUGAAGGGAGUUCAUCGAGUGAUGCUGAAGGUGAUGGACAGAAUGUGAAGGAGAAGGUGACAUUGAGGAAAACAGUGGGAUUUCGCUGUUCUGAAAAUGAGGAAGUUGAAAAAGAUGAUUUAUUUGUUCUGGAUACUGAUGGUACCAGUAAUAUCAAUAGCAGUAUUGUCAGUAAGCCAUUCUUUGCAGCAGAAUGCAGUACGGAAAAUAAAACACCGGUUGCCCAUUCAAUUUUAGAUGAGGCAACGAAAGAGCUGCUAUCAAAAAGCAUAAUAAAACCUGGUUUUGAAAAAUACCUCGGUGAAGCACAUGUGCCAAUAUCUUGGCGAGAAUUGAAGAGACAAAGAAAGGCGAAUCGAGAGCGCACGAAAGGUGAUGCCUGGUAUAACCUCCCGGCAUGUGAAAUGACCGAGGAAAGGAAACGUGAUCUGGAAAUUCUUCAGAUGAGAGGUUCUAUUGAUUCGAAAGCUCAUUACAGAAAGAAUGAUCGUUCCGUGUUACCGAAAUAUUUCCAGGUUGGCACUGUUAUUGAAACAAAAGCAGAUUUCUAUUCAUCUCGCGUCCCAAAGAAACAGCGUAAGAGGACAGUUGUUGAAGAACUUCUGGCGGACGCGGAUUUGCAGACUAAGCAGCGCAAAAAAUAUCAAGAAAUAAAGGCUCGAGAGGCGGUUACAAAACGUGGGGCUUUUCGACAUUCCUCUUAUCCAAAGAAAAGGAAAUUCAGAAAGAAUGCCAAAGUUUAGCUUGUAACUCUCUCUCUCUUGCUCUCCCUAUAUCUGUCUACGCUUAUUAUUUGGUUUUUGAGCAUUUACCGUCUUUAUAUGCGGAUAAAUCGGUGAUAAGUUUAAUUGUUAAUUUGUCCAUUCCUUUCGACAUAUUUGUUAAUUAUGUGCGAUUUACUAAGAAAUCUUUUCAUGCAUGGAUUUGUCAGAAAUCUUCC
Messenger RNA from Loa loa (African eye worm), 985 nucleotides. RefSeq lists its product as hypothetical. The record is from RefSeq and is a predicted model, not a curated record. Lineage: Eukaryota; Metazoa; Nematoda; Chromadorea; Rhabditida; Onchocercidae. The transcript has 5 exons. Gene Ontology annotation, cellular component: nucleolus. Gene Ontology annotation, molecular function: RNA binding. Gene Ontology annotation, biological process: RNA processing. Bases 9 to 788 code for a protein of 259 amino acids.